Lathyrus oleraceus (garden pea) is the source of this 978-nucleotide messenger RNA. RefSeq lists its product as uncharacterized. The transcript is spliced from 3 exons. The record is from RefSeq and is a predicted model, not a curated record. The coding region runs from base 1 to 978 and encodes 325 amino acids. Lineage: Eukaryota; Viridiplantae; Streptophyta; Magnoliopsida; Fabales; Fabaceae.
AUGAAUCCUGGCAGGAGAAGUGUGUUUAGUUACAAUUUUAUGGAACCUCAGUUGAAAGCUUUAAAGGGAUUAGGAACUCGUUUGGUUCUGGAUCACAUAAAAGAUUUCAAGAAGGCCUAUGGGAAUCUCCUAGGAUUAUUAGUUGGCUCCAACAAGGAAGUGAAGCUCAACCUUAAGCCUAAGGGUGGAACUCAUUGUUUUACUUUGAAGUUUUUAGUAGAGAAGGCCAUUUUCUUUGUUGAUGUUGGAAGUUGGAAUACUUUCAACAUUGUUUUUUCUUUGCUCACUUAUGCGAUUGUGUUGUUUCCUAGUAUAGAAGACUUUGUGGACCGAGCAUCUAUUCACAUCUUCCUGUCCAAGAAUUCGGUUCCUACGCUUCUUGCUGACACUUACUACUCCAUCCAUGUAAGGAAUCAUAAGAAGAAGGGUACUAUUGUAUGUUGUGCUCCUCUGCUGUAUAGGUGGUUUAUUUCUCAUCUGCCCAACAAGGGUCAUUUCAUUGAGAACAAAGACAAUCUCAAGUGGUCUCAGAAGAUCAUGUCUCUGACAGUUGAAGAUAUUUUCUGUUACUCUAGAUCUUAUGACGAUGUCAAGGUCAUCCUUAAUUGUAGAAAUUUUCCUAAUGUACCCCUCAUAGGUAUAAAGGGUGGAAUUAACUACAAUCCAAGGUUGGCAUUAUGUCAGUUGGAUUACUCAUUGUUAUGCAAGCCAUGUCUCGAGCAUGUGGAGGAGUUUCUUUUAUCUGAAGGGGUUGAUAAUCUAGAGUUGCUAAAGAAGAUCGUCAGAGCUUGGAGGGAGGUUCGUCUUCAAGGAAGGGUUGAGUUAGGGAAGAAGAAUUGGAUUUCCAAGGAAACUUAUACGAAGUGGGUCAAGGAUAGGGUUGAAGAAAUUCUUUUUCCAUUUCCGUCUGAGCCAUCUAUGAACAUCCAACAGCAAAAGGAGUCAUUGCGGCAAGACCUUUUGAGUAGACCGAUUUAG